Oncorhynchus masou masou (cherry salmon) is the source of this 1252-nucleotide messenger RNA. RefSeq names its product membrane progestin receptor gamma-B-like. Gene Ontology annotation, molecular function: signaling receptor activity. The record is from RefSeq and is a predicted model, not a curated record. The coding region runs from base 1 to 414 and encodes 137 amino acids. Lineage: Eukaryota; Metazoa; Chordata; Actinopteri; Salmoniformes; Salmonidae. Gene Ontology annotation, cellular component: membrane. The transcript is spliced from 3 exons.
AUGGGAGACAAGGGCUGCACUGACAACAACACCAACCCCCUCCACCACACCCACAUCGCCCUGGCCUCCUUGACGACCUUCCUCUUCGCCAAGCACCUACCAGAGCGCCUGGCCCCCGGCAGCUUCGACUACAUAGGUCACAGCCACCAACUGUUCCACGUGUUCGGCAUAAUCGGCACUCAUUUCCAGAUGGAGGCCAUUGAGCAGGACAUGGUGACGCGACGCCCGUGGCUCCUCACGUACUCUCUGCCCAUCACCUUCACCAACACACUGGGGGCGGCACUGCUGAGUGUAACCCUCAGCCUUGGCAUCAUCGUCUUCUUUAGUCUGCCUCUGCUCUGGUCAGCCACCCGGGGAGAACACACUGAGAAGACACAGUCACAUCCAAUAGCCAAGGGCUGCCAGUACCACUAGCACUAGCCAUUAACCACAUGCUAAUUAUAAUGUAUACGGGACGUAGGAACUGGAUGGCUCAGUUGGUGGAGCAUGGUGCCUGUAAUGCCAGGAUUGUGGAUUUGAUUCACAGGGCCACCCACACGUAAAAUGUAUCCAAACAUGAAUGUAAGUCACUUUGGAUAAGAGCGUCUGCUAAAUGGCAUAUAUUUGUAUUAUAUUACUAUGAUUAAACUGGACACUGUGGUGGGGGUGGACUUGGGAGAAGAGGUGAACAACUGAAGUGAACCACUAUGGCUUCUUGGUGUUGGAUAGAGGUGAAGUCAUGACAAGAUACAAUGCUGAAGGAGCAAUGAACUGUUCUUCACAUUUUCAACACGGAUGAAUAAACUGGUAGCUGAACAAGAGCUCCAUAUAUACUGCAAUGAGGGACAGACAGAGUUAGUGGUACCUCUGGUAGUAUUACAUUGACUAUAGGACAAGUACACAGUACUAAACAUGUAGUCCUUGCUUUUGUUCGCUGAUUUACCAACGCUACUGAGGAGCAGGAAGAGACUGGAGCAGUUGGAAGUCAAACUGUAUAUGAAGAAUCAAUCCACUGAGGAUACAGGAAGAGACUGGAGCAGUGGGAAGUCAAACUGUAUAUGAAGAAUCAAUCCACUGAGGAUACAGGAAGAGACUGGAGCAGUGGGAAGUCAAACUGUAUAUGAAGAAUCAAUCCACUGAGUAGCAGGAAGAGACUGGAGCAGUGGGAAGUCAAACUGUAUAUGAAGAAUCAAUCCACUGAGGAUACAGGAAGAGACUGGAGCAGUGGGAAGUCAAACUGUAUAUGAAGAAUCAAUCCACUGAAUGUUACAUG